CAGCAGAAUGGAACUGAGGAAAGGACAUCAGCCGAUGCAGGGGCCCAAGUGAGAGGGACGGACCAGGCGUGGAGCUUGCACCAUGGACCUUUGUCCACCUGCUGCUCUUUAACUGCCGAGGGCCAGUGACGUUGCUGGAGAGCAAUGGCUCUCUUUACUCCAUGGAAGUUGUCUUCUCAGAAGCUGGGGUUUUUCCUGGUGACUUUUGGCUUCAUUUGGGGUAUGAUGCUCCUGCAUUUUACCAUCCAGCAGCGAACACAGCCUGAAAGCAGCUCCAUGCUAUGUGAACAGAUUUUGGACCUCAGCAAAAGAUACAUCAAGGCGCUUGCAGAUGAAAACAGGAACGUGGUGGAUGGGCCCUACGCCGGUGUCAUGACUGCUUACGAUCUGAAGAAGACUUUGGCUGUGUUACUGGAUAACAUUUUGCAGCGCAUUGGCAAGUUGGAGUCGAAGGUGGACAAUCUCGUAAUCAAUGGCACAGGAACAAACCUGACCAACACCACCACAGCUGUGCCCAGCCUGGGCGUGCUUGAGAAAAUGAAUGUGGCAGAUAUCAUUAAUGGAGCUCAAGAAAAAUGUGUAUUGCCUCCUAUGGAUGGCUACCCCCACUGCGAGGGGAAAAUUAAGUGGAUGAAAGAUAUGUGGCGCUCAGAUCCCUGCUACGCAGAGUAUGGAGUGGACGGGUCCACCUGCUCUUUCUUUAUUUACCUCAGUGAGGUUGAAAAUUGGUGUCCUCAUUUACCUUGGAGAGUAAAAAAUCCCUAUGAGGAAGCUGAUCAUAAUUCAUUGGCAGAGAUUCGUACGGAUUUUAAUAUUCUCUACAAUACAAUGAAAAAGCAUGAAGAAUUCCGGUGGAUGAGACUCCGGAUCCGGCGAAUGGCUGAUGCAUGGAUCCAGGCAAUCAAGGCGCUGGCAGAAAAGCAGAAUCUUGAAAAGAGAAAGAGGAAGAAAGUCCUGGUUCACCUUGGACUCCUGACCAAGGAAUCUGGAUUUAAGAUUGCAGAGACAGCUUUCAGCGGUGGCCCUCUCGGCGAAUUAGUUCAGUGGAGUGAUUUAAUUACAUCUCUGUACUUACUGGGCCAUGACAUUAGGAUUUCAGCUUCACUGGCUGAGCUCAAGGAAAUAAUGAAGAAAGUUGUAGGGAACCGCUCUGGUUGCCCGACUGUAGGAGACAGAAUCGUUGAGCUUAUUUAUAUUGACAUUGUGGGCCUCGCUCAAUUCAAGAAAACUCUUGGACCAUCCUGGGUUCAUUACCAGUGCAUGCUCAGAGUCCUGGACUCAUUUGGCACGGAACCGGAAUUUAACCAUGCUAAUUAUGCCCAGUCUAAAGGCCACAAGACCCCCUGGGGAAAGUGGAACCUGAACCCUCAGCAGUUUUACACCAUGUUUCCUCAUACUCCAGACAACAGCUUCCUGGGGUUCGUGGUAGAGCAGCAUCUGAACUCCAGUGACAUUUACCACAUCAACGAGAUCAAAAGGCAGAACCAGUCCCUGGUGUAUGGCAAAGUGGAUAGCUUUUGGAAGAAUAAGAAGGUCUACCUGGACAUUAUUCACACAUACAUGGAAGUGCAUGCAACCGUCUACGGCUCCAGCACAAAGAAUAUCCCCAGUUACGUGAAAAAUCACGGUAUCCUCAGUGGCCGGGACCUGCAGUUUCUUCUCCGGGAAACCAAACUGUUUGUUGGGCUUGGGUUCCCUUAUGAGGGCCCAGCUCCCCUGGAGGCCAUUGCGAAUGGAUGUGCUUUCCUGAAUCCCAAAUUCAACCCGGCCAAAAGCAGCAAAAACACAGACUUUUUCAUUGGCAAGCCAACUCUGAGAGAGCUAACAUCUCAGCAUCCUUAUGCCGAAGUUUUCAUUGGCCGGCCCCAUGUGUGGACUGUCGACCUCAACAACCAGGAAGAAGUGGAGGAUGCAGUGAAAGCAAUUUUAAAUCAAAAGAUUGAGCCGUACAUGCCAUAUGAAUUCACGUGCGAGGGGAUGCUGCAGAGAAUCAACGCCUUCAUCGAGAAACAGGACUUCUGCCAUGGGCAGGUGAUGUGGCCUCCACUCAGUGCCCUGCAGGUGAAGCUUGCGGAGCCCGGGAAGUCCUGCAAGCAGGUGUGCCAGGAGAGCCAGCUCAUCUGUGAGCCAUCCUUCUUCCAGCACCUCAACAAGGACAAGGACUUGCUGAAGUACGAGGUGGUCUGCCAGAGCUCUGAGCUGGCCAAAGACAUCCUGGUGCCCUCCUUCGAUCCCAAGAGCAAGCACUGUGUGUUUCAGGGGGACCUGCUGCUCUUCAGCUGUGCGGGCGCCCACCCCAGGCACCAGAGGAUCUGCCCCUGCCGGGACUUCUUCAAAGGCCAGGUGGCUCUGUGCAAAGACUGCCUAUAGCGGCCAUCCUCCACAGCC
Elephantulus edwardii (Cape elephant shrew) is the source of this 2388-nucleotide messenger RNA. RefSeq names its product mannosyl (alpha-1,6-)-glycoprotein beta-1,6-N-acetyl-glucosaminyltransferase (gene MGAT5). Gene Ontology annotation, cellular component: Golgi apparatus. The coding region runs from base 145 to 2370 and encodes 741 amino acids. Gene Ontology annotation, molecular function: alpha-1,6-mannosylglycoprotein 6-beta-N-acetylglucosaminyltransferase activity. Gene Ontology annotation, biological process: protein N-linked glycosylation. Lineage: Eukaryota; Metazoa; Chordata; Mammalia; Macroscelidea; Macroscelididae. The transcript is spliced from 16 exons. The record is from RefSeq and is a predicted model, not a curated record.